Molecule: messenger RNA, 472 nt
Organism: Aspergillus fijiensis CBS 313.89
Lineage: Eukaryota; Fungi; Ascomycota; Eurotiomycetes; Eurotiales; Aspergillaceae
Exons: 2
Coding region: 96-377 (93 amino acids)
Source: RefSeq, a predicted model, not a curated record
GUUGAGAUGGUGACGCCGUGGCCGGGUUUGAAACUAAAUCGGAGAUUCAGGGCCUGGAGUCUAGAAUUUUGGACAACAACACAUGCGUCUUAUCGAUGCACCCCCCCGCCCCUUUCAUCCGAGCUCUACUCAUUGAUCGUCCGACUUAUCUAUUGCCAUCUUGCCUUGGCCGUGAAACAUCUACUGCAGUUCUAUAUUUUCUAUCGCACUGCCAUUGUCCUUGGCACCCAUCUUGGAUAGACAGUACUUGCUUGGCAGGUAUUUGUUUUUUUUGUUUUUUUUUGUUUUUUUUUUUUGUUUCGGUCCCUCUGAGAUCAACCCCCCCCCCUUUUUUUUUUCUUCCCUUACAUCCUAUUAAACACGGGCGAACAGGUUAGAUGUAAAUAUGAUGGCAUUGGUGUGUAUUUGAUCUUCCAGAACAAAGUAGUGGCAGGCAUAACUCGGUUGACCCGAAACAUCGACAACAAAGAAA